CUCCCCUCCUCCGCAGUCGGCUCCGUGCGGUGGCAGCGCAGCGUGCGGCGCGGCGCGGCGCCAUGGCUCGAGCCCUCCUCCGAAUAACCCGCAGCUAUUGCCCGCUCUCCCCGUCCCCACGCCUCCCGCCGCCGCUCCACCACCGCGGCGCCGCGCCUCCUCUCCGCUUCCGCUUCCUCUCCCUCUCAUCUUCCUCGGCCCCAUCCUCCUCUGCUGCGGCGACCGCGAAUAGCUCGGAUGGUCCCGGUGAGAAGGGCGGCGGCGGCGGCGGGUGGGAUGACUACCUGGGGAUGAGCGACGACGAGCUGAUGGGGCAGUGCGAGAUGGGCACGUUCAAGGCGUCCGGCCCCGGCGGCCAGCACCGCAACAAGCGCGAGUCCGCCGUCCGCCUCCGCCACCGCCCCACUGGCAUCAUCGCCCAGGCUGUGGAGGAUAGAUCACAGCAUAUGAAUCGAGCAUCUGCCUUGUCUCGGCUUCGAACCUUGAUUGCUCUCAAAGUCAGAAAGCCGAUAAACCUCGAGGACUACACUCCUCCAGUUGAGCUUCUUCAGAUAUUACCCCUGAAGUCUACAAUCCGAGGAAAGGAUAUUGGCCCCCAAAUUGGUCCAAAUAACUCGAAAUUCGCCCCAGGAAUGCAAGCUUUACUAGAUCUUCUUUUUGCUGUUGAAGGCUCAGUGUCAGAAGCAGCAAAACUUUUGGGCCUAAGCACUGGUGCUGUGUCAAGGUUGAUUCUAUCAGAUGAUUCACUUCGAGCAGCUGCAAAUGAACUGCGAGCUGCCAAGGGUCUGAAGCCACUUAGAUGAUAGAGGAUUGCCUGCAUAAUGUUCUCAUCAUCAAUGGCGCCGCCGCAGGUUCCCAAAUGGCAUAUCAUAUAAUAUAACUCAUGAAGGCAUUCUUGGGUGUUUGUCACGAUUUCCCUUUCGUGCAAGGAAAAAUACUCAGGAUUGUCUUAGGUGGGACCGGUACCAGCUCUGGAUGUUACAAGACCCUAUCUAUGGCUUCAUUCUGUUAUACAUAGGCCUUAUCAUUCACAACUCAAGAACCAUCCUUUUUCAGAUGGAUCUGCCUAACAUGUCACCCUAAGGAUGAAUUCAGUUGUAAUUAGCACAUGAACCUACAUUGUAAUUUCCAUGUAUUGCCAUUGCUUGAUGCUGUCUUGAACAAAUGAGCCAUUUGUUGUAUGUAGUAUGAACUCAACAAAAACUCUUCCGUAUCGAAAGAAUGUUACAUA
Molecule: messenger RNA, 1231 nt
Organism: Oryza sativa Japonica Group (Japanese rice)
Lineage: Eukaryota; Viridiplantae; Streptophyta; Magnoliopsida; Poales; Poaceae
Source: RefSeq, a predicted model, not a curated record